Molecule: messenger RNA, 1500 nt
Organism: Coffea eugenioides
Lineage: Eukaryota; Viridiplantae; Streptophyta; Magnoliopsida; Gentianales; Rubiaceae
Product: putative late blight resistance protein homolog R1A-4
Exons: 1
Coding region: 1-1500 (499 amino acids)
Biological process (GO): defense response to other organism
Molecular function (GO): ADP binding
Source: RefSeq, a predicted model, not a curated record
AUGAUGGAUGUGACAAGUUCUGAGGCUGGUUCGAUUGCUUUGAUCGAUCAUCCAAUUCAAAAAGUCCAGGAAGAACUUGUUUGUUUACGCUCUUUGCUGAGGAAAAUUGUGGAGCUGCACAAUGAAGACGAGGAGGUCCAGGCAAUUUGGGAUCGUAUUGUUGGGGUGGCAUAUAGGAUAGAGUUUCUUAUUGACUCCUUAAUAACUGGAAAUAUCUUUGAUUCUUCUUCAAUGUCCAUUCAUUCCAUUUUAGAAGAAAUGAACAUCAUUAAAGCUGCGGCCUUGAAGAUUUGUGGUAGCGCAAGACUUGGUGGAGAAGUAAAGGAACUAACGAAGAGAUUCAAUCACAUGCCACAACAAGGAAGUAAGCCAAUAGUCAAUGAUGUGGUGGUGGGAUUCGAGGAUGAGAUGGCAUCGAUAAUCAAUGGACUCAGAAAUGGAUCACGCCAAGUGAAAAUUGUUUCCAUUGUGGGUAUGCCGGGAUGCGGUAAGACAACUUUGGCUAGAAAAGUGUACAAUGAUUCUUCAGUGAAGUCCCAUUUUUAUGAGCGUGCUUGGUGUACUGUUUCUCAAAUAUAUGACAAGAGAAAUCUGUUGCUUCAAAUUUUGAGUUGUAUUGAGUCCAAGCUUCCUGAGGAUGUUUUUAAGAUGGGUGAAGAAGAUCUGGCUCUUCAAGUCAAAAGACGUUUGCUGAAAAACAGAUAUCUCAUUGUUUUGGAUGAUGUAUGGAACAUUGAUGCAUGGAACGGAUUGGAAGCCUCAUUCCCUGAUGAUGGAAAUGGAAGUAGAGCUAUCUUGACAAGUCGGCUCCGUGGUGUUGCUCCGCAAGACAAACUCGACCAAGAACCACAUUCUCUUCGUCAACUCACUCCUAAUGAGAGCUGGGAUUUGCUAAAAGGGAAGUUAUAUCCUGGACAAGAUUUGGCUCCUCCAGAACUAUGUGAAAUUCGACAGCAAGUAGUGGAAAUGUGUCAAGGACUACCUCUUACGGUUGUCAUUCUUGCCGGAAUUCUCUCAAGGAUGGACCCAAAUGGUUGGAAAGAAGCUGUGGAAGGUUUAUGUUCAAGGAAUGUUUCUAGUACGGAACAGUGUACCGCUACACUAGAGCUGAGUUUCAAACAUUUACCUGAUACUUUGAAGGCGUGUUUUCUUUAUUUUGGAGCCUUUCCAGAAGACCAUGAGCACAAUACCAAGAGGUUGAUUUCUCUAUGGGUCGCUGAAGGAUUUGUUCAAAAAACUCAGCUCAAGAGAACAGAGGAUGUGGCAAAUGGUUACCUGAUGGAACUUAUUAGCAGAAGCUUAGUCAUAGUUUCGAAACCAAGAUCCAUUGAUGGGGUCAAAGCUUGUCGCAUUCACGAUUUGUUAUAUGAGUUUUGUGUGACAAAAGCCAAAGAAGAAAAGCUUUUGCAGCUGGUACGUAGGUAUGAUGACUUAUCUGCUUUCACAUGCCAUGCUACCUACGCCGCUUAUGCAUUAUUGAUUCUAAGGUCGAGCACUUAG